Molecule: messenger RNA, 4804 nt
Organism: Sceloporus undulatus (fence lizard)
Lineage: Eukaryota; Metazoa; Chordata; Lepidosauria; Squamata; Phrynosomatidae
Gene: PGAP4
Product: post-GPI attachment to proteins GalNAc transferase 4
Exons: 2
Coding region: 434-1621 (395 amino acids)
Biological process (GO): GPI anchor biosynthetic process
Cellular component (GO): Golgi membrane
Molecular function (GO): glycosyltransferase activity
Source: RefSeq, a predicted model, not a curated record
AUAUAUCUUUGAAGCCUUGGCUGCUUUCUCUGGCUGCCACAGCCACAGGCCUGGCCCUCCUCCAUCUCCUUCUCCUCCUCCUUUAAUCCCAGCCUGGAUGAAAAGAGGGAGGGAAGGAAGUAGCAGGAGCAAAAACCCAGCCUGUCUCAGAAGGAAAUCAAUACAAUGCAGCAUCCCAGCCACCGACCAAGAGAGGGAAGGAUAAAGGAUUAAAAGCAAAAGGCUGGUGGUGAAUUGCCUUCUCCUCCUCCUCCUCCAUUGCAGUGGACAAAGAGGAACCAUUGACCCACUUCGAAGUGGGGCUUUCUCAGGUUUGAAUCCAGUGAUUAACUUUAUUAUCCUGCUAUAAGAAAUAUUACCUGGAAAAAAAUGGGCUGAAUGAAAGACCUGGGGCUUGAGCCUGUGGCCUGCCAUCCACUGAAUAUUCCUAGCCAUGUUCCCACGAGGACUGCAUCCUGGGGGGAGGUUCUGCCGUUGGUCCAACCCAUGGAUGCAAUUCCUGGCUCUGACAAUUGUAACAUUUGGUGUGCUAGCUCCACUGACUUGCCAGCAGCUUCUUUAUUCUUAUUUCUAUGUGCGACGCUGGUACCUGAACCCCAUGAGCCAGGAUUUCCUCAAGGAGAACCAAGAGGAGGGUCUGAAAGCGCUCCAUUACUUUGAGAGGCUGCAGGCCCCAAACUCAUCAAAGACAUUGGUUGGUGAGGCCAUGCAACCUUGGCUGCUGAUCACCAUCAUCACAGUGCAGCGGCAUCCCGAUUUCCAUUAUGUCCUCCAGGUGGCAUCUCGCUUCCACCGCCUUCUCCAGCAAUGUGGUUCCCCUUGCCAGCACCAUGGACUCCUACUCUGCAAUGUGGAUGCCAGUCCUGACACCCAUUGGGAUGCCAAGCUGCUUGCCAAUUUCUUUCCUGCAGUGAAUCGCUACAGUGACCAUGAGGAUUCAGACCUCUCAUUGAACCGCUUCGAAAAGGAGAAGAAGGAUUACACCUACUGCCUUGAGAAAUCACUUCAGGUGUACAAGCCCGAGUAUAUUCUGCUAGUGGAAGAUGACGCUAUCCCAGAGGAAGAGAUCUUUCCCGUGCUGCAUCACUUGUUGCGGAGGCGGUUCUCAAAGCCUCACCUUCAGGAUGCCCUUUAUGUGAAAUUCUACCAUCCUGAGAGGCUACAGCAUUAUCUCAACCCAGAGCCCAUGAGGAUCCUUGAGUGGCUUGGAAUAGGCAUGUUUUGGGGAAUGCUGUUGGGGAUUGUGUACACCUGGGCCUCUGGACGCUCUAACAUGAGUUGGUCCAUUGUGCUGUUUUUUGCCCUAUACUGCAUGCUGGUGGUAGAGCUGGUGGGACGCCAUUAUUUUCUGGAGCUUCGCCGCUUGGCCCCUCCACUUUAUAACAUUGUGCCUGUGACAGAAUGCUGUACUCCAGCCAUGCUGUUCUCAGUCCCUUCUGCCCGGCGUGUCUUGAAUUAUUUGAAGGAAAUACGUUGUCGUCAAGGCUUUGCCAAAGAUACCGCCCUUUACUCGCUACUGCGUAAGAAGGGGGAGCGGGCAUUUGUGGUGGAACCCAAUCUAUUCAGGCAUGUGGGGAUGUUUUCUAGCGUCAGGAUCAAUGAAAACCCAAAGCUACUUUGACUGUUGAAUGGUCAAUAGGAGUCAGAUGAACAUAGCUCCUUGGGUGAUGUCUGAAAAGUAGUUGUUUGAAUGUUUUGCACAAAACAUACUCAACAUAUAAAAACUUCACAUGCCGAGAAGGUUAGAUAAUCUUUUUUUCCCCUGAAAUGCUAGCUUUCUCUGGAUUAGAAGUAAAUAGGACCAGGGUGGGCUACAUACAGCCCUCCAGAUAUGGCUGAAUUGCAACAACAAUCUUGCCUCACCAUUGGUUCACUAGGGUUGAUGGGAGUUACACUAUAACACCAUCUGGAAAGCCACAAAUGGUCAGCUCCUGGCUUAGAAAUAUAUCAUUAAUCGGGAGGAAGCCACUAAAUAUCGUGGCUGUAAUCCAAAACAGUGCAUUCUAGUAAUGAGAGACAUCAUGUUUAGGUUCUGCUUAGCACUUGUAGCUUUUGUGUAUAUCUUGUUCUUUAUGCCAGAGACCAGUUGGGUGAGGACACCAGUGGUGUUUCUUUACAGCUCCUUAAAAACUUUUUAUUUAAAAGAUAUAUAUGUGAAACUGUUUUAACAGUCACUUUCCCUCCCUUUGAGAGGUAUGAGUUGUCUUUUGAAAAGAAAAUGUCCUAUAAUGUCCUUAUAAGGUAAACAUUUUCAAAGUAAAGGGUGGAUUCAUAGCAAUCCUAAGAUUUGUUUCAAACAUAUGCCCUGCUAACAUGGCUUUUGCAAGAGCUAGUUUGCUUAUUUUUGCUGCCAUUCUAGCAUCAGUUUAGAAUGCAGUUGAGAUAGUUGCAGCCUCUGAAGAGUCUGGAUGAUUUUUGUGCUGUUGCUGUAUUUUUCCAAAAACCUUGGAACACACGCACAUCCUUUGGAGGGACUUUCCUCCAGUUGUCCCACAUUGUUAAUUACUUGCCCUCCUUAGAAAAUAAUCAAGGGGAGGUAAAAACAUAGCUCUCUACAGGAGUAAGGAACCUGCAGUAGAUGUUUUAGAUUCUGACGCUUGUCACCCCAGACCACUGGCCAUGCUGGAUGAGGAUGAUGUUGAGUGCAACUGCAAAUAGGUUCACCACCUCUAGCUGUAAACAUAAGUAUAAGUCAGAAAUGCUUUCUGUGAUCAAACUUAGGUAGUCUUAUCCAUCUCAUUUCUUCAGCAUUUACCACCUCUUGCCCAAGGUGCUAGUUAAUCUGAUCUCCACCAGACUUCUUAAGAAGAAGUAGAAGUGCCUUAUAUAGCCAGCGCACAGCUUCUAAGAAGCAUUUUCUGGUCUUUUACAAUCUGUUAACUCAGGUGAACAGCAACACACACAUGCACACUUUUCUUCCUCUGUUUUCUUGUAUUGCUGUACAGUGGUGCAUAGGCAGAUAAUAAUUUUACAAUGUAUUUCCUGAUGUGUAAUAGGAACAUUUCUUUCCUAUCUGGCAGGAUGGCACAGGUGCCUAUUUUUACCUUGCAGUGGGUAAGAAAGCUGAAUGCAAGUUAUUUUUUUUUCCCAUUUGUGGUACAGAUUUGGCACCAUGAAGGCUGGCAAAAACAUAUCCUCACAUAGUCUUCCACCCCCACCCCCCAGUUUUAUCAGAAGGCUUAUACCACAUGCCCACUGACAAGAUUCUCCAUGCAAACAGGCACAUGGGUGUGGAAGGGGAAACCUUAUAUUCUGUGCAGAAUUCCUGUAAUAUGCCAGCAAAGUAGGUGGGGCAGAAAGUUCUCACUUCAAAACUUUGGCCAUAGUCUUCCUGCUUUGAAUCUGUGUAGGACCCAGAUGAAACCAAUACAUAUGCGAGAACAGUAAAAUGAUUGUAUUUUUGAACUUUAUCUCCAAAGUGCUGGGCUUUGUUUCUGUAUGGAUGACAAAUCCACUCCUGCAGGUGACCCAAGUUUUAUGGGUGCCAGAUCUGAUCUCAACAGAGGUUUGGUACAGGAAGAGGUCCCGUACAACUUGAAGUUUCUGUGUAAGGAGCCAUCAUGAAACAGUGGAUUUGCUACUCCCAUGGCAAUGGAUCUUCUACCCCAGACAUUCAGCCUCCAAUGAGGCAGGCUGCCAGCGUCUGAGCAUUAAUGCUCCCCUUCCAGUCUGUCUGAUGCAGCAAGGCUGGCUAGAUGACAGAACAUGAAGUGUUCUAAAUACUUGACACAAGCUGCGUGAAAGCUAAUUAUUCUUAAGCUAACAUGCAUCGGGCACAGCCUGAAGCAUAUGCUUCUCUCCCUCACAUGAUGUGCUGCUGCCUGAAUGUAGCUUUUGGCAGCCCAGAUGCAGAGGGAGUAACUGGAAGUGCCAGGCUGAAACCUGCACAUUCCAAGGCAGUCUUUGCAACACACCAAUCUUAAUAUGAAUGGAGGAAGCCACAACUGCACUUUCCUACCCUAGUCCUUUUGCCAUCUGCCUUUUCUCUACCCCUGGGCAGGAGAACCUUUUGCCCAUCAAACAUUUUGAAAUUUCAAGUCUUAACCAAUGGAGCCAAUGGCAAGGGAUGAUGGUAGUGGUAGGUCAAAGCAUUUGGAGGCCUAACAUUUCUCCACCUCUGCCCUACCUGCAGUGACUGCUAUGGGUGAAAGGACUGGAAGGACCAGCUGCAGCAUAUUUUACUUUACGUUUAAGUGCUGUGUUAAACUUUGCAGCUAGUAACCACAGUUCCAGAGUUUGCAUCUGAUAUACCAGAGGGGGAAAUUGGGGGUCGCCAGUAGUUGCAGGACUACAACUCCCAUCACCUGUCACCAUUGACUUGUAGCUGAUGGGAAUUGCAACCUAACAGCAUCACCUGGGCCAUGUUGUCCACUCUAAUACAUAUAACCAAAGAAACCGUUUAUGCCUUGCCCAGGAAUUUGUAUCAGAUGUUUGGAAUUUAGAGCUUUAACCAGAAAAUAUAGGUAAAUACCUUGUCAUCACACACACAUGUGUGUAUUAUUUUGCUUAUCUGAAGCCAGAUCCUUCGGUGAAGUAGGCUCAUCAACUGCAACUCAAAAUCCCAUUUUACAAAUUGUUUCCUGUCCUGUAGAACUGUUUAUUCCCAUUUGGAAAAUGUGUUAGCCACAGGGGGAUGCUAUAUAGUACUGAAGACAAUUUGCUCUACAGCUGCUUGAACAUUGAACUCUAAAUUGAAUGAGAACUCUUUGAAUCGUGAAUAGAGUGAGCUUACUCUACACUUGGAAUAAUCUAGUUCAGGCUUACUGCUUUGCAAGUUCAGGGAAAGCCUCACCUUAAAAGAUGA